Aureobasidium melanogenum CBS 110374 is the source of this 618-nucleotide messenger RNA. RefSeq lists its product as uncharacterized. The transcript has a single exon. Lineage: Eukaryota; Fungi; Ascomycota; Dothideomycetes; Dothideales; Saccotheciaceae. The annotation marks the transcript as partial. The record is from RefSeq and is a predicted model, not a curated record.
AAUCCUUCGCCACGAAAGCCUGACAUGGACACAGCGAAUAACAAAGCCGACGUGAUAGAGCGACAGCUCCAGGAAGACAAACACAAGAUCUGGGGCUGGGUCAUCUACCGCUGUACCUACUCAAGCGACAGGGACUGGGCAGAUUUUAUGUCGCGCCUGAGCUUCUACAUCCAGCAGUCGCUACAAGAACAUAAUGGGCUCGAUAUGAUGGAAAGCCUGGACUAUCAGGUUUUUGAGAACAAAGCCCUGUUCGACGCUGCAGAGCCUGCCACCGUACGCGAGCACUUCAGGCAAUGGGUACAAGAUGCUCCACAACGCGAGCAAGGCGUUCCGGCAAUGCGGUCUCAACGAUACAACUUUUGCGUCCACGUCGACGAAGAAGCAUUGCAGUCCAUCAUCUCCGGACCAUCUCCACCAAGAGAUGAACUAGGCAGAGGCUACGUAAACUUGGUCUGUCUGGAGAUGUUAGGAGGUGUGCGAGCUGAAUUCGAGACCGACAACACGGAGCUAGAUCGUUGUUGGAUGCGAGUCACGUACCAAGAUCUUAUGCCCACUUGGUACAUCAACUUUCGUACGCAAGGCUCGUGGUUUGUGGAGUACCGGGAGCCGCCUCAGGUU